This is a messenger RNA of Penicillium macrosclerotiorum, 1962 nucleotides long. RefSeq names its product PAN-complex poly(A)-binding subunit PAN3. The record is from RefSeq and is a predicted model, not a curated record. Bases 1 to 1962 code for a protein of 653 amino acids. Gene Ontology annotation, molecular function: poly(A) binding; protein kinase activity; metal ion binding. Gene Ontology annotation, cellular component: P-body; PAN complex. The transcript has 9 exons. Lineage: Eukaryota; Fungi; Ascomycota; Eurotiomycetes; Eurotiales; Aspergillaceae. Gene Ontology annotation, biological process: protein phosphorylation; nuclear-transcribed mRNA poly(A) tail shortening; mRNA processing.
AUGGCCUCCACUGGAAAGCCUCCCCUAGACGAUUCCCGUCGAACGACGGGGUCGCCCAAAAUGAAGACUCGAGAGAACGCGAAAGACACGUUAUGUCGCAAUGUCACCAUCUAUGGCCGGUGUCGAUAUGAAGACAAAGGCUGCGCGUUCAACCAUGAUCCUUUGAAGGUGGCGGCAAAUCAAGCCGAAAGCAAUAAGAAACGAUUCAAUGUGGACUCGCCAAGCUUUACACCAUCUCUCCUAUCCGGCAAUGGCGCAUCUGCUCCCAAGAAAUCAACCACCAUCUCUCCGAAAGCCGCCAGUGCGGCUCCUUUUCAGCCCCGUACUGCGGCUGCGUCGCGUUCCAACACAAGCACCCCAACGGCGCGACAAGAAGCAGGGACGCCCGACUGGACAGUCGCGGAGGUGCAAGAGUUCGUUCCGCAAGGAUUUGAGGGGGCGCACGUGGCAUCUCUUCAGGGCAACGGAAAUGGCGCUAUCGCUGCCUCGGGUGCCUUCGACCCUUUUGUGUCUGCCUCCACGCCCUUAUCUGCGGCAGGGGGUGUUGGGCCAGUUUCCAACCCAUACUCUCAUGACCCAGCUGCCCUGGCUGGGGGAGCUUAUUUUGCCAAUCAAACAGGCUUUCAGCAACCUGUUCAAUAUCAUCUUUAUGCUCCUAUUGGGCCUCACAACCAGAACACAUUGGGCUAUCAACGAAACGUCCACGACAUAUUUCUUCCUACUGAUUUCCGUGAAGAGUUACAGAAGAAGGCUGCAGCUACCCUUCAAACCCUCCCCAACACCCAACUACCCGCCCAGGUCGACUAUUUCCACUCCCUCGUUCCAUUAGAUCUCAGUCACCAAAAGAAUGCUGCAACCUUCGGCUAUCCCAGCUGGGUUUAUAAAGCACAGUCCAGUAAAGAUGGGAAUUUUUAUGCUCUGCGGAGACUGGAAGGAUUCCGACUGACCAAUGAGAAAGCCAUUCGCUCUGUCCAAGCCUGGAAACGCGUGUGCAAUGGAAGCGUGGUGACUGUUCACGACGCCUUCACCAGCCGAAGUUUCCAGGAUAGUUCACUAAUCUUCGUGACGGAUUACCAUCCCCUGUCAAAGACGCUUGCCGAGCAACACCUAGGCACCGGAAACCGCUUUCAGGGUCGUCAUAAUACCCACAUCCCUGAGCAGGUUCUCUGGGGCUACAUGACUCAGAUCGCAAAUGCGCUCAAAGCCAUCCACACCAAUGGUUUGGCUGCGAGAGUUUUGGAGGCGGGUAAAGUCCUCCUGACUGGAAAGAAUCGUAUCCGCCUGAAUGCGUGUGCUAUACUGGAUGUAGUCCAGUUUGACACGCAGCGGACCGUGGCGGACCUUCAACGCCAAGAUUUAGUCAAUUUCGGGCAAUUGAUCGUCACACUAGGUGCCAAUCAACCCAACGUCAUGCACAAUCCAACCAAGGCCAUGGAACACUUUACUCGUGCUUAUAGCCCCCAGAUGAAAAACUCAGUCUUUUGGCUGUUGAAUGGAUUGCAGAAAGACCAGGAUCGUACCAUCGACGUCUUCAUCACUGGCAUUUCGUCCCAGCUGAUGUCCACAUUUGACUCGGCGCUUCACUUAGAUGAUCAACUCACCUCCGAUCUCUGCCGUGAGCUCGAAAAUGGCCGACUUGUGCGCCUGGUGACGAAGAUGAAUUUUGUGAACGAACGUCCCGAAUACGAACACGACCGGCAAUGGUCCGAGAGUGGAGAACGCUACUUUUUGAAGAUCUUCCGAGACUAUGUCUUCCACCAGAUAGAUGCUUCAGGUGAUCCCGUUGUUGACCUCGGACAUGUGCUGUCUUGUCUGAAUAAACUCGAUGCCGGCUCUGACGAGAAGAUCACUCUGGUGAGCCGCGAUGAGCAGAGCUGCUUCAUUGUCAGCUAUAAGGAGAUCAAGAAGGCUCUGGAGUCCUCCUUCCAGGCGUUGAUGAAGCCGACCCGAAGGAUGCAUUAA